Ctenocephalides felis (cat flea) is the source of this 2878-nucleotide messenger RNA. Its product is annotated as mitogen-activated protein kinase kinase kinase 7-like. Gene Ontology annotation, biological process: protein phosphorylation; JNK cascade; positive regulation of canonical NF-kappaB signal transduction. The transcript is spliced from 10 exons. The record is from RefSeq and is a predicted model, not a curated record. Bases 123 to 1862 code for a protein of 579 amino acids. NCBI's taxonomy places the organism in Eukaryota, Metazoa, Arthropoda, Insecta, Siphonaptera, Pulicidae. Gene Ontology annotation, molecular function: MAP kinase kinase kinase activity; magnesium ion binding; ATP binding.
GGUGCAAGUGAUUUAUGUAUAAGUGUAGAAAUUUGAUUUGUUAAUAAAUGUUCAUUACAAAUUGUUUGGCAGUUAGUUUAAAGUAAUUGAAAUUAGUUUUUACGUAAUAUGAGAUCGAGCAAAUGGCUACACAAGCACAUGAGGCUAAUAGCCCACAUCAAAAUUUUGUAGAAGAAAUAAAUUACAAUGAGAUUGAAAGACUGAAGAUUGUAGGCAAAGGAUCCUUUGGUGUUGUUUGGAAAGCAAAAUGGAAAGGAAUAUAUGUAGCUGUCAAGGAUAUAGAAUCAGAAGCAGAAAGGAAAGCCUUUUCUGUUGAGGUAAGGCAAUUGUCCAGAGUUUCACAUCCAAAUAUUGUUAGAUUAUACGGGGCAUGUUCACACGGACCUGCAGUAUGUCUUGUAAUGGAAUAUGCUGAAGGUGGUUCUUUAUACAAUGUAUUACAUUGCAACCCUAAACCCAAAUACUCUGCGGCUCAUGCUAUGAGCUGGGCAUUACAAUGCGCUAAGGGUGUUGCAUAUUUACAUGCAAUGCAGCCAAAACCUUUAAUACAUAGAGAUUUAAAACCUCCAAAUUUAUUAUUAAUUUCUGGAGGUAAAAAAUUAAAAAUAUGUGAUUUUGGUACAGCAGCUGAUAAGUCUACUUACAUGACAAACAAUAAAGGCAGUGCUGCUUGGAUGGCCCCUGAGGUUUUUGAAGGAUCUUCAUAUACAGAAAAAUGUGAUGUUUUUAGCUGGGGUAUAAUUCUUUGGGAAGUAAUAUCUCGAAGAAAACCAUUUGACAAAAUUGGUGGUAAUGCAUUCAGUAUAAUGUGGGCUGUACAUAAAGGUCAGAGACCGCCUUUGAUAGAAAAUUGUCCUGCACCUAUAACAACAUUGAUGUGUGAAUGCUGGCACCAGCAGCCAUUACAACGACCAUCUAUGGCCGAUGUGGUUGAUAGGAUGACAAAAUUAUCAGAAUUUUUUCCUGGUGCAGAUAAAGACCUUGAAUAUGAUUCUGAUGAUUGUUCUACUGAUGCUUAUGAACCAGAUUUUUCAAGCAGUUAUGAAGAUCAAACGCAGGAAUUAGAAACAAAUCAUAACAGUUCAAUGUACAGUACAAUCAAUAGUAAUAUUAAAAACAAUGAUAGUGACAUGAGUGAAUCUAAUCCAAAUCAGUCAUUUUGGGAACGUAACAAUGUAAAUGACAAUGAAAGAAAUAUAUGGGGCCAUAGUGUUCAUUUUGUAAAAGGAGACAAUAGUGAGCAUAGUGCUUCUAGAUCGGCAAAUGGGGUAAUAAAUCAAUUGGAAUAUUCUCAAAUGGAGCCACUACAAUUAGAUAUUGAUCCGAACACCUGGAAUUUAGAUACUGAAAUUGAAAAUAUGGAAUUAAGAAAAAUGGCUGGUUUUGAUAAAUAUAUGUCCAUUGGAAACACUGGCGGCGGUGGAGGUGACCAGAAUGCUUCCGAGAUAGACGGAUCAUGCAUGGACGAUGCGGAUUCUGAUCUGGAUUCCAUGUGUCUUACGUUGGAACCGCAUUUGAGACCUGCCACACCAGAUCAGACAAGUAGGCUUUCUAUGAAAAUUCACCACGAACACAAACAAAUAGUUCAAGAAUAUCUCAAGGUUCAGACUGAAAUCGCUUACGUUUCGAGACAUCGGUCCGAAUUACGAGAAUCGCUGAACGACGAGCAACGCCGACAGCAGCAAGAGAUAUUGAAACUUGAAGACGAGAAAGAGUCUCUUGUAAAAUUGUAUUCGAAUCUACGAAAGCAACUGGAAGUGAUGCAAGCGAAUACUUUAAAUGCGCCAAACGAUCCGAAUAGCCAUCGGGCGCACAACAAUGACGGCUGGGUCGUUGUGCCCAACUCUAGGGCCAGGGAGUGAUCAAAAAAUGCUUUUGAGACGUUUUGUAUUAUGCUACCAUUUCUAUAUCUCAAUCACAGUUGUUGUAAAGUAGUUACUCUUUAUUAACAAAAGGCAUAUUUUGCUACGAUACCCUACAUUAAUUUGCGAAUAGCAGACAUUGGUUUUUCAAAUAUGCUGAUAUGAGAUUUAAAAACAAAAAUCAGGAAAAAAAUCAUCGGCUCCGUCACAGCCGCACAUUGAUAAAUAGAAAUAUAUUUUGUUUUGACCAUUUACAUCUUGCUGCCCCUUCGAAGGGACGGACAACGCAUAUCUAGCAUAUCACUGGGUUGUCUCUUUUAAGGGGACAUGGCUCAGGGGGUUUGUAUAGACAAUGGCUUAGUUCUUAUUGAAGCAUCGAAUAGAAUUGAUCACUAUUUAAAAAUUUACUAAUUUUAAUAUAAUCUUUUUUCUUCUCAAUAUUGCAAAACAAUCCAGCAAUUUGUAAAUCAAAAUUUUCUUCAAAAAUAACGAGACAUAAAAAAAUUGCUCUUUAUCUGCGUAAUGAUAAAAAAAACUAUGACGCUAAGUAAAUACAACGGCACUGGAAUCAACCUGCUAUGCCUUUUGGAAAUUGCUUUAAACUUUAAUAUACAGUGGAAAAUGGUCAAAAAUAAAUUUAGAUAUUAUUAUAAAUGUAUGUUCUUCAAUGACAAAUUUAUAUAAAUCAAAUUUAUAACAUUAUCCUUACUUGGUUCUGAAAAUUAUACUCAAUAAUAUUACGCUUGCAGCAUAUACGUUCUUGCCAUAAUGCCCAUGCUGCUAAAUAAAUUGUUAGAAAAGAAAAAAAAAUCAUAUAGACAAUGGUGUAUUAUGUUUAUUUAUCUAAAUACUUGAUUGGUGUACAGAAAUAACCAGCAUUUUGAAGUAGCCCUGGUUGCACAUUAUACAUGUACUAUAUUUUAACACUUAACGGACAGCGCAAAUUUGGUAUGUUUGCUCCUAGUUUCCUUAAAUUAUUCAGAAAAUUAGAUUAUAUUAUUAUAGAACAUGAUUCA